This is a messenger RNA of Micropterus dolomieu (smallmouth bass), 1808 nucleotides long. Its product is annotated as potassium voltage-gated channel subfamily G member 4-like. The coding region runs from base 207 to 1808 and encodes 533 amino acids. Gene Ontology annotation, cellular component: voltage-gated potassium channel complex; membrane. The transcript is spliced from 3 exons. Gene Ontology annotation, biological process: protein homooligomerization; potassium ion transmembrane transport. The record is from RefSeq and is a predicted model, not a curated record. Gene Ontology annotation, molecular function: delayed rectifier potassium channel activity; protein binding. Lineage: Eukaryota; Metazoa; Chordata; Actinopteri; Centrarchiformes; Centrarchidae.
CACAGCAAUUAUACAAUUAUGGAUUAAUUAGCGAGAGAGCGGCUUCAUUAUAGCAACAGAUGAGAGAAUGUUAAAUAACAGAGACGUUAAAGAGCUGAGGCAGCCCACCUGCGGCCUUUAAGCUUCUCUGUGGAUCCUCCUCCUAACCUCCUGUCAACUGGAUACACAAGUACCUCUUCCAUCCCGUCACACACCCUGAAGCCAGCAUGCCCAUCAUCAGUAAUACCAAUCAGGACUUCAGCACCUACUCCAUCAGCAGUGACGACAGCAGCCUUGACCGCUUCUUCACCGAGAUCCCUGAGACUGAGACGAUCAAGGGCGUUUACUUCCAGCGUGCCCAGCUGCUUCGUGACCCCAAAGCCUCGUACGUGGUCGACCACACCUUGCAGGUUCUCAUCAAUGUCGGGGGCAACCGCUACACCUUCCCCUGGAGCACCUUGGAGCAGUUCCCCCAGAGUCGUCUGGGACGUCUGCGCUUCUGCACCACCCCCGAGGAGAUCGCGCGACUCUGUGACGACUACGAUGAGACGUGUCAGGAGUACUUCUUUGACCGAAACCCGACAGCCUUCAGGGUCAUCCUCAAUUUCCUGGCUGCAGGCAAAUUGCGUCUGCUUCGGGAACUGUGUGCUGUCUCGCUGCACGAUGAACUUGACUACUGGGGCGUGGACCCGGGCCAUAUGGAGCGUUGUUGCCGUCGCCGCAUGAUCACCCGUGUAGAGGAGGUGACUGAGCGAGAGCGCAAGGAAGAGGAGUGGAGGCAGAAAAGGGUGAUGCUGAAGAAAAGCAACACACAGGCUGAAAAGGGCCACAGCAGACUGACCUGGAUUCUGCGAGAAGUGGUGGAAAACCCUCAGUCAGGGUUGGCCGGGAAGAUGUUCGCCUGCCUGUCUGUGGUCAUGGUGCUGAUCACUGUCAUCAGCCUGUGCAUCAGCACCAUGCCAGACCUCCGAGAUGAAGGCGACAGGGGCGAGUGCUCCCAGAAGUGCCGCAGCAUGUUUGUGGUGGAGUCCAUCUGCGUGGCGUGGUUCACCUUGGAGUUUGUGCUGCGAUUUGUCAACGCUCAGAGCAAGCUGGCCUUCGCUCGCGGCCCCCUCAACAUCAUCGACGUCAUCGCCAUCCUGCCGUACUACGUGUCCCUGGUCGUCGAUGUGAGAGAUGAGUCACAGGAGGAUGUCAUCAUGGGCGCCGGCAGAGGCUAUCUGGACAAACUGAGCCUGAUCCUGCGCUUGCUGCGGGCCCUGCGGAUCCUGUACGUGAUGCGGCUGGCUCGCCACUCUCUGGGCCUGCAGACGUUGGGGCUCACCAUGCAGCGCAGCAUCAGGGAGUUCGGCCUGCUGCUGCUGUUUGUCUGCGUGGCCGUGACCCUGUUCUCACCUCUGGUCCAUCUAGCAGAGAGUGAACUGGCGCCAUUUGCCGCCACGCACCACCAGCACAGCUUCACCAGCAUCCCGGCCUCCUACUGGUGGGCCAUCAUCUCGAUGACCACGGUGGGCUACGGCGACAUGGUGCCGCGCAGCAUCCCCGGACAGAUAGUCGCACUGACCAGCAUCCUGAGCGGCAUCCUCAUCAUGGCGUUCCCCGCCACGUCCAUCUUCCACACCUUCUCCCGCUCCUACCAGGAGCUCAAGCUGGAGUAUGAGCGGCUGUGGAAGGAGGAGAGAGGCGAGGAAAUAGCCGCGGAGUCGGAGGAGAGUUGGUCCAAAGUCGAUUUGUCACCAGAUGAGCUCACGUCUGUGUCCAAGGAACACAAUGACGGGCGGAUGUCCAGCAGGAAUCAUCCAUCCACACUUCCAUCUACAGCUUUCUGA